UGCCCUAAACCCAAAUUUACUAUAAACCUUCUUUCUAGUGUUAAAAACCUCCCUGAAGUUAGAUAUAAAAGCUGCUCGUACGCUUUCCUAAUUCCCUCUCUUAGAGCGCAUAGCAAGAAAACACAUUUAACUACGUGAAAUACAAGCGAGUGUUGAAUUAGUUUGACACUACCUAUAUUAGUUACAAAGUUACAUCAAAAGUGAAGCAAUUCUUUCCCGCCAUACAACUGAGAAGGUCGAUAGAGCCAAUGGCUACCGAAGCACUUCCAAACGACACUCGAGUCCUCAUCGCUCACUUGCCAUCUAAGAUUUUAGGAAAGGGUGCUUCAGUUAGCAAUGUCGAAGGCCAAAUACUACAUCUGCGCCAUCCCAAGUCAGGAAAUCCAACCUGCUACAUCUUGAUGGAUGGAUGUAUUCAGGAGCUUCAUUGGUUUAAACAACGCUACGGCUCUUGGUUUCUUGGAGAAUAUGUUUGUGAAGAUGGAAGCCUCUAUGUUGCAACGCCAAUAGAUCCCAUCUUCAUUGUUUUACCACUUUUAGAUCAAGCUCGGAUGAAGAAGGACAAUGAACCUGGGAAGUUCAGAUCGCUUGAUGAGAUUAUGUUUGUUGAUGGUUAUCCUGGAUAUCAUCACUUGUUGCCAUUGAUGCAUAAUUCUAUAGCAGUAAUAUGUGAAGUAAAAGAAGUUGGAUCACUGAAGUUCUAUAGGUUGGAUGAUCAAAAACUUAUGGCCUGGCUAUGCUGUAAGGUAAAGAACACAACAAAUGCCUUGCCGAUGCUAAACAAACAUUAUAAUGGAUGUACAGAAGGGGAGACAAGUAAUAAUUCCAUCAUCAAUGGGUUCUGUUCAAUUCUUGAAACUUAUGAUAUUGAAGUGGAUGAAGUUAAAAUUUUGUUCCCCCAGUAGUUAGUUUCUGUCCUCAAUACA
Messenger RNA from Cryptomeria japonica (Japanese cedar), 926 nucleotides. RefSeq lists its product as uncharacterized. The coding region runs from base 249 to 905 and encodes 218 amino acids. The transcript has 7 exons. Gene Ontology annotation, biological process: RNA catabolic process; ribonucleotide metabolic process. Gene Ontology annotation, cellular component: nucleoplasm; ribonuclease H2 complex. The record is from RefSeq and is a predicted model, not a curated record. NCBI's taxonomy places the organism in Eukaryota, Viridiplantae, Streptophyta, Pinopsida, Cupressales, Cupressaceae.